Messenger RNA from Wallemia mellicola CBS 633.66, 1686 nucleotides. RefSeq names its product RNI-like protein. Bases 19 to 1686 code for a protein of 555 amino acids. NCBI's taxonomy places the organism in Eukaryota, Fungi, Basidiomycota, Wallemiomycetes, Wallemiales, Wallemiaceae. Gene Ontology annotation, biological process: SCF-dependent proteasomal ubiquitin-dependent protein catabolic process. The transcript is spliced from 4 exons. The record is from RefSeq and is a predicted model, not a curated record. Gene Ontology annotation, cellular component: SCF ubiquitin ligase complex.
AUCAACUCAACCGUGAAUAUGGUCAGAAAUAAUACAAACAAUACUGUUAGAGGUCCUACUUCAGCGUUGACAUCUUUUCUCAGAGAGCAGGGUAUUACUGGUCCAGCUGGAUAUCCAUACAGGCGCCUAGAUCAGCCAGCGAAUAAUCAGACAACCCCAGCAAAUGCUUCAACUUCACAGACGCCGUUGCCACAGGAUCAAUCAUCAGAUUCUGAGGAUUUAGAUAGAGAUGAUGACAUAGAACCAUCGUCUAAACGCCUUAAGGUACAGACACAAAUAGAUCAAGAAGAAGACCCUUAUACCGCUCCAUCCAGAGCAGAAAGUACUUCUUCUGGUGGCAUCGGUAGCAAGACUGCUUGUAUUGAAUGCCAAUCAAAGGUUAUUAUAACAAAGUACACACCUCCAGGUCCAGAUGGAAUUGGUGUUCUUUGUCCGAAAUGCACAACAGCCCUUGGUAUAGAUCCAUUCAAGCAGGACCAGCCAAAGCGUAAGAAAGCUCCAAAGAGAGAGAAACGAAAUGUACCUUCAAUUGAGCUACCAAAGAAACCAAAAUCACUCUCAGACUACGCCAUCAAAGUUAUUAUUGAUAAUAUUGACCACGUAGAGAGCUUGAACGAGAUAGGUAUAAACGCAUUGGAAACAAUAGCGAAGAUUAUCUCCAAAAAUCGCAGUCUAAACCCAAGAACUCUUCAAUUAUUCUUAGGCAGCCACCAAGAAAGCUUAUCGCUUUAUGAUGCUGCCAAUCUUGACACAGAAUGUUUAAAAAGUAUUGCAGUAUUAUGCCCACAUUUGAAGAAUCUGACUAUACAUUUCGCUGGUCAGUUGUCUGGUGAUGUUAUCAAAGCAUGGACCUCAAAAUUUAAGAAUCUAACGAGCUUGGAUAUACACGGCGCAUAUCUUGUUAAGCCCAAUGAUUGGGUUGCAAUGAUAAAGAAAUUCGGAUCAUCGUUGACAUCAUUUAAAGUAUCGCAUUGCUCAAAAUUUGAUGAGAGUUGUGUUGAAGCACUGGGAAACACUUGUGCAAACCUUGAGUCUUUAUCACUUUCACAAAUUAUGAUGUAUAAUCAAGGUAUCGAUCAUUUAUGCAAGUUAGAAAAAAUCAAACAACUUGAAAUCAUAGAGAUAAAUGGAGAAGUUACUUCAGAAGCCAUAGUGAAUUUGCUUAAAUAUAUUGGAGGUGGUAUUGAAUUACUCACUUUAUCCAAAAAUCCAGAUUUGGACGAUGAAACUUUGUCAGUUGGCAUUAAAUUGCAUUGUCCAAACAUCAGGCAACUAAACCUGAGUGAUUGUGAAUCAUUUGAAAACGAUGGUUUUAAAUCGCUCUUUAAUGACUGGAAUGCAGAAAAUUUGAAUGUUUUAGACAUCUCAAAAGAUUAUACGAUAGUUGAUGAUGGUAUCGAAGCUAUUGUCGACAAUGUUGGAAAAAAUAUUGAAGUAUUUGGUAUGAACAAACUAAAGAAUGUAACUAGAAAUCAACUUAUAAGUAUAUCGACAAAAAUGCCUAAGUUGAAAGAAAUUGAUAUUAGUUGGUGCAGCCAAACAGAUGAUUCAGUUAUAAAAAGCUUUAUGGAGAAUUGUCAGCAUUUGAAACAAAUAAAAUGUUUUGGUUGCUUACUUCUUACGCGAUUUUGUCCACAAAAGUCAGGAGUCCAGAUAAUAGGAUGCCCAGCUUUAUUGAUGUUGUAA